Messenger RNA from Pseudogymnoascus destructans, 1692 nucleotides. It is a transcript of the gene FOL1, whose product is annotated as trifunctional dihydropteroate synthetase. The record is from RefSeq and is a predicted model, not a curated record. The transcript is spliced from 3 exons. The coding region runs from base 116 to 1690 and encodes 524 amino acids. Gene Ontology annotation, molecular function: 2-amino-4-hydroxy-6-hydroxymethyldihydropteridine diphosphokinase activity; dihydropteroate synthase activity. Lineage: Eukaryota; Fungi; Ascomycota; Leotiomycetes; Thelebolales; Thelebolaceae. Gene Ontology annotation, biological process: tetrahydrofolate biosynthetic process. Gene Ontology annotation, cellular component: mitochondrial envelope.
CAACUGGCCUAUGGGGAAGAGAUUCUCUUUCCAUCGAAAACGAUGUAACAACGGCCGUUUAUACAAAAAUAUUAUAUGUAUAUAAUUUCCCGGCAUCUCGGCAGCGACUGCGUCAAUGAAGCUGUUUCGUACAGCCGCCAAUUCUGCGUGCAGACCAAGCACGCAUCACCUGCGACGCAAUAGCAGCUUUCGACGGAUCUCGCUCUCGGCGUCGCCCACAAGAAGCCGCGGCUCUCUGAGCAGCGUUCCAUCAACGCCAUGGUCUCAAAUGACAUCGGAUAGCUGUGCAAAUAGCGGAAAUGGGGAAUCAGCAGCCAAGAGGGCCGCUAAGCCGCCAAAGACGGCUUACAUCGCCCUAGGAAGUAAUAUGGGGGAUAGGAUUGGGAUGAUCGAACAGGCCUGCAAUUCCCUUACAUCACGUGGCAUUACCGUGAAAAGGACGAGCAAUCUGUGGGAGACAGAGCCCAUGUACGUCCUCGAUCAAGAUAACUUCAUCAAUGGCGCCUGCGAGGUAGAAACUACAUUAGAGCCCCUUGAACUCUUAGAUGAGCUUCAAGACAUUGAAAACUCCAUGGGCCGUCACAAGGUCAUUGACAAGGGACCUCGCAACAUCGAUUUGGAUAUCCUCUUGUACGAUAAUCAAGUCAUACACCACAAGCGGCUCGAUGUCCCGCACAUUGGCAUCCCUGAGCGCGAAUUCGUUCUCAGGCCCCUCGCUGAACUCAUCCCAGACAAACCCAUCCAUCCAUCAAAACCCUGGAAAAUCACGUUGGACUACCUCAAUGCCUUGCCGUCGUCUUCCCAACCCAUGUCUACCAGCACGCCACUUGGCUCUAACACAGCCUCAACCCUCUAUCCCCUCCGCCCACAUCGCCAAACCUCCAUAAUGGCCAUCCUCAAUCUAACACCCGAUUCCUUCUCCGACGGCGGCCUUCACACCAGCGCCUCCUUGGACGAAACAAUCGACACCUUCAUCCGCGGUGGUGCAUCCAUCAUCGACAUCGGCGGCCAAUCCACCGCUCCCAACACCCCCUCUGUCACCGCCGACCUCGAAACCUCCCGCAUUCUCCCCGCCAUAGCCGCUAUUCGUGCACACCCCCUCGGCUCCAACGUCACAAUCAGUAUCGACACCUUCCGCGCCCCCGUCGCCUCAGCUGCCAUCGCCGCCGGCGCCGACCUCAUCAAUGACGUUUCAGCAGGCCUCCUCGACCCCGCCAUGCUUCCCACCCUCGGCCGCCUCGGCUGCACAGUCUGCCUAAUGCACAUGCGCGGCACACCUUCCACCAUGGACUCCCUAGCCACCUACCCCAACGGUCUCAUCCCCACCAUCGCGGCCGAGCUGCUCGAUCGCGUUGCAGCCGCUGAGGCAGCAGGCGUGCGCCGCUGGCGCAUCAUCCUCGACCCCGGCAUCGGGUUCGCAAAGACGCAGGACCAGAACCUCGAGAUUCUACGAAGGCUGGGCGAGCUACGCGACUGGCCUGGCCUGCGCGGCUUCCCGUGGCUGGUUGGCAGCUCACGGAAGCGCUUUGUGGGUCGAAUCACGGGCGUGAAGGAGGCGAGGGAGAGAGUGUGGGGGACAGCAGCUACGGUGGUGGCGGCUGUGCAGGGGGGUGCGGAUAUCGUGCGGGUGCACGAUGCGGUGGGGAUGGGGCAGGUUGUGAAGAUGGCGGAUGCGAUUUGGAGAGUCUGAAG